AUGCAACCCCCUCCGGUGAAUAGUGAAGCGAAUAGUCCUCACCAUGGUGCCACUCCACAUAACCACCAUCAUGCUCACCUAAUUGAUCCGGCGACGGGCAAUAACUUCUUUCCUCCGGCGAAUCAGCAGGUUCCGACUUACUUCUCUCCGGCUGGCACGCAACAUAACCUUCUUUUGCCGGCGGUUCUUAAGGAAAACCCAUUUAAAGAUUACGUUCUGAGUCACUUCUUUUCUCCAAAAUUAAAUGCUCUGACCAACCUCUUUGAUCCCGUCACCCAUAAAGAUCCUCUCUUUAAUCUUUUUUUCUCCGACCCUUCUCUACCAAACCUUAAUCCUACUGCUGGGAAUCCAUCGAACUAUAGACUCAUAUUGACAUGA
Arabis nemorensis is the source of this 378-nucleotide messenger RNA. Lineage: Eukaryota; Viridiplantae; Streptophyta; Magnoliopsida; Brassicales; Brassicaceae. The record is from the annotation of a GenBank genome assembly.